This is a messenger RNA of Arabidopsis lyrata subsp. lyrata, 1264 nucleotides long. RefSeq names its product agamous-like MADS-box protein AGL6. Gene Ontology annotation, molecular function: DNA-binding transcription factor activity, RNA polymerase II-specific; protein dimerization activity; RNA polymerase II cis-regulatory region sequence-specific DNA binding. Gene Ontology annotation, biological process: positive regulation of transcription by RNA polymerase II. The transcript is spliced from 8 exons. Bases 288 to 1037 code for a protein of 249 amino acids. Lineage: Eukaryota; Viridiplantae; Streptophyta; Magnoliopsida; Brassicales; Brassicaceae. The record is from RefSeq and is a predicted model, not a curated record. Gene Ontology annotation, cellular component: nucleus.
UUUAUUUAUUUCUCCAACAAAAAAUCUUAUUUGUUGGUACCACUUUCACAUACUUAGGACGGUUGAUAAUUAAUUAAAAAGGAUAUAUGUAAUUAUUCACCAUAUUAAGUUAUUAACCUAUAACAAUAAGAAUAGAAAGUAAAAAUAGUUUAUAUAUAUAGAAACACAUUGUCGUGUACGAUACUUAUAUUCCUUUGAUCUCUAAUUCUCUAUACUUUUAAAAGUUACCAAUUCUUGAGAAGAAGAGGAAGAAGAAGAAAUCAGAAUCAAGAGAAGGAGAGAGAAAGAUGGGAAGAGGGAGAGUGGAGAUGAAGAGGAUAGAGAACAAGAUUAAUAGACAAGUGACCUUCUCAAAAAGAAGAAACGGUUUGCUGAAGAAAGCUUAUGAGCUUUCUGUUCUUUGUGAUGCCGAAGUUGCUCUCAUCAUCUUCUCAAGCCGUGGCAAGCUCUACGAGUUCGGUAGUGUUGGAAUUGCAAGAACAAUCGAACGGUAUAACCGUUGUUACAACUGUACUCUAAGCAAUAAUAAGCCUGAAGAGACUACACAGAGUUGGUGUCAGGAGGUGACAAAGCUUAAAUCCAAAUACGAAUCUCUUGUUCGCACUAAUAGGAAUUUGCUUGGAGAAGAUCUUGGAGAAAUGGGUGUGAAGGAACUGCAAGCGCUCGAGAGGCAGCUCGAAGCCGCUCUUACCGCGACUCGACAGCGCAAGACACAAGUUAUGAUGGAAGAAAUGGAAGAUCUUAGGAAAAAGGAGAGGCAACUAGGAGACAUAAACAAACAACUCAAGAUUAAGUUUGAGACGGAAGGCCAUGCUUUCAAAACGUUUCAAGACUUAUGGGCAAACUCGGCGGCCGGGGAUCGAAACAAUUCUGAAUUUCCGGUUGAGCCUUCUCAUCCUAUUUCACUGGAUUGCAACACCGAACCCUUUUUACAAAUAGGGUUUCAACAACAUUACUACGUGCAAGGUGAAGGGUCUUCAGUAUCAAAGAGCAACGUGGCAGGUGAGACCAAUUUCGUCCAAGGUUGGGUUCUUUGACUCUCUGUUGAUUAGACCACGAUCCCACGGUCAGGCCAAUUUCAGCUCUCUGCAGUCGUUUUUCCCAAUUUACAUUUCUAUAUUUUUUUUCUAUAAACAAAAACUUUUGUACUAGAUGUUUGUCAUUUAAUUUCCAGUUCGUAUGAAUCUAUAUUCGCAUGUAUGUGCUCUUUAGACAUUUAUCCUCUUACUCUUACUUGAUCUAUAAAACAUUUGUUUUGAGUUUA